AUUUCUAUACUUGAUUCAUGAUUAGAUUAAUCUAUGACAUAGUGUGUGUAUGUUAACGCAUCGUGAAAAUUGGAGGUUAUGGAUGGAAAAAUGGAAUAUGUUGUGCAAUUUUGUACAUUAUUUUAUUACUUUAUCGAAUAAUUUUUAAUGAAAGUGAAAAAAUAAUUAGUAGUUUAUAAUUAACAGUAUGGAUCCUACAGAAGACUGGAGUGGUAAUUGCCAAAUACUAGAAAAUGAAACUCAAAAAAACGAAAAUAAAGAAAUUAAUCAAGUCAUACCUGGAUAUGCAAGUUUUCAUGAUUACGUUCAAGAAGCAUUCCAUGUUAUGAAACUUGGGAUCAAAAAUGCUAAUAAUUUACCGACGGGAUCUAAUUUCAAUUAUUACUCGUGUUUUCCCAGUUUUCGCAAAAAUAAAGAUAAUAAUAUAAAAUUAUUAUUAAACGUUGUGCAACAUGUAUUGGGAAUUACUGGUGUAAAAAAUAAUAUUUCAAAUCGCGACAUUGAAGAAAAAUUUGAUCUUUUAUUAGAAGCAAAUGAUGUACUACUGGAUCGAGCUAAUGCUUUAAUGGACAAAGAAUGUGGUAUUACCAAAAAUUCAGAAGUAGAAGUUGUGGUUUCACAUUUAAAGAGUCAACCGAUCAAUGGUGGAUGGAACAAUCAAAUUUGUCAACCAUUGCAAAUUUCAGAGAAUGCUCAAUCUAUACGCUUAUUGGCUGGUAAAAACAUUCAAAGACCACAGCUAAUGUUCAAAGAUAAAAUUGACAAUAGUUCAAAACCUUGGUGUCCAAGGAUUAAAGAUAAACCUAAUUCUUUGAAACCAUUAGCUAUUUAUUUGGAAGAAAGUGAAAAUGGUGAAGUGUUUAAUCAUCCUUAUGAAUAUGAACUGAAUAUGUUUGUUCCUCCCAAUGAUCAAUUGAAAAAAUCUGAACCAACAAAAUACAAAAACUUGGAAGAUACAUUAUUAGUAAUGAUUAAAGAUCCAUCGGAUAUUAAGUUAUUGAUAAAUGAUUUAAAACAAUAUAAAGAAAUCGCUGUAGAUUUAGAACAUCAUUCUUAUAGAAGUUUUCAAGGGAUAACUUGUUUGAUGCAAAUUUCGACAAAAGAUAAAGAUUACUUGAUAGAUACUUUGUCAUUGAGAUCUGAAUUACAUGAGUUAAAUGAAAUUUUUACAAAACCAACAAUAUUAAAAGUUUUUCAUGGAGCAGAUUUAGACAUACAAUGGCUUCAAAGAGAUUUAUCUUUAUAUGUAGUGAAUAUGUUUGAUACACAUCAAGCGGCGAAACAACUUAAUUUACCAUAUUUAAGUUUAGCAUAUUUAUUGAAACAUUAUUGUAAUGUAGAUCCUGAUAAACAUUUUCAAAUGGCUGAUUGGCGCAUAAGACCUUUACCAGAAAAACUUAUUAAAUAUGCUAGAGAAGAUACACAUUAUUUAUUGUAUAUAAAGGAUAUGUUAAAAAAUGCUUUAAUUGAUGUAGCUAAUGGACAAAUUAAUAUUUUGAAAGUUGUAUAUGAUAGAAGUACGGAGAUUUGUAAAAAGACAUAUGUUAAACCAAUUUGGACAGAAGAAAAUUGUAUGACAAUGUACAGAAAAAGUCAGAAAAUGUUUAAUAAUAAACAACUUUAUGCUUUAAGAGAAUUGCAUAAAUGGAGAGACGAUACAGCUAGAGUAGAAGAUGAUAGUAUUGCUUAUGUAUUACCAAAUCAUAUGUUGUUAAACAUAGCUGAAACAUUACCUCGUGAAAUGCAAGGAAUUUUAGCAUGCUGUGAUUCUAUUCCUCCUUUGGUUAGACAGAAUUUAUUAAAACUGCACAAAAUAAUAUUGAAGGCUAGAGAACAGCCACUUAUUAAACCAAUUCUUGAAGAAGAUAUUAGACAAAGAUUAACACAAAGGAAUCAUCAUACUAAUUUAGAUGUAUGGAUGUAUUCCCCUCAUGAUAUUCCUAGUGAUAUGGAAGCAAGAGCAGAUUUACCAUGUUUGUUAGAUAAAAAUAAUAUAUUAGAAACACCAAUUUCAAAUAUUGCAACAAAACAUACAGUGACUGUAUUUGACAGUCCAGCAACAUCCGAGGAUGAAGAAGUUGGAAAAACUGAGCAGGAAAGCAUUAAAAAGAAAAAAUUUGUUUUUGUAAGUCCAUUUGAACGAUAUAAACGAGUUAUACCUAUGAUAGCAGAGCAAGAAGCACAAGAGAGAGAGAAACAAAAACAAGAAGAAGAAAAUCGUUUGAAUAAACUGAAAAAGGAAGAAACAGAAAUUGCAGAAAGCAAAAACAGAGUUUAUGAACACUUUAAACAAGUUUCCCAAAUAAUAACAGGAAAAAAUGAAUCAGAAUUAUCAAGAAAACCAUCUCAAACUCCAUUAAGUCAAAUGCCAGGACGUAAAAGAAAAAGAGAUUCAAAUAUUAAUAAACAAGAUGAAGUACAGGAAGAAAAAACUAAUGAUAAUUUAUCAACUCCAGUUCCGAUAUUAGAGACCAGAAUUAUUCAAGAUCUGAAAAAAGAUAUAAGUGAAGUUGAACAUUUGAAAGAAGAACAAAAUGCACAAGAAAGUAUAACAAAAAAACAGAAACAAAUUCCAAAUAAUGAAACCAUGAAUUUGUUGCGAUCAAGAAAAAAAGGAGAAAGAGAACGUAUAAUUAAAGAUUUGGAAAAAAAAGGCAUGAUGCCAUCAAAAAAAUUCGAUUAUAAAAUCGUAGAUUUUAGUGCUUUUCAAGGAGGUAGUCAAAACGUACCCAAUCAAGUACAAUUUGAACAAACAAUGGUAAGAAUAUCAUUUAUUUAUAUAUCAUUUCAUUAUCAUUUAAUGAAUUUAUAAUUCAAAUAUCAAUCUUUAUUUUUGUA
This is a messenger RNA of Apis dorsata (giant honeybee), 2838 nucleotides long. It is a transcript of the gene Rrp6, whose product is annotated as exosome component 10. Gene Ontology annotation, molecular function: nucleotide binding; nucleic acid binding; 3'-5'-RNA exonuclease activity. The transcript has 5 exons. The record is from RefSeq and is a predicted model, not a curated record. Gene Ontology annotation, cellular component: nucleolus; nuclear exosome (RNase complex). NCBI's taxonomy places the organism in Eukaryota, Metazoa, Arthropoda, Insecta, Hymenoptera, Apidae. Gene Ontology annotation, biological process: histone mRNA catabolic process; TRAMP-dependent tRNA surveillance pathway; nuclear polyadenylation-dependent snoRNA catabolic process. Bases 188 to 2812 code for a protein of 874 amino acids.